AUGGGAAAUUUAGAGCGACAAAUAGGGCAAUUUGCUAGUGUCCAAAAUACUCGACCAGUUGGAGCCCUUAUAAGUGACACUGAGGCUAAUCCUAAAGCACCUAUUAAUGUUGUGUCAUUGAGGAAUGGAAGACAGUUAGAAGAAGUCCAGUCGAAAAAAGAGAAAACAAAAAAAUCAAAGGAGUCAAAGAAGCCAGCUGAAGAGGCGGUGGCUAAGAAACCCCCACCAUUAGUUGCGAGGACACCACCUCCGUUCCCUCAGAGAUUGCAGAAAGUGAAGGAUAAUGUCGCUUAUAGAAAGUUUCUUGAUAUUUUAAAGCAUGUGCAAAUCCAUAUUACAUUGGUAGACAUUCUGCAAGAAGUGCCCAAAUAUGCUAAAAACAUCAAGGACAUAAUGGCAAAUAAAAGGAGGUUGACCGAGUUCGAGACGGUGGCACUCACUGAGGAAUGUAGCUCAAGAAUACAAAGCAUGCUACCUCAGAAAUUGAAGGAUCGGGGUAGUUUUACUAUCCAAAUUUUGAUUGGUAAACACACAGUCGGGCGAGCCUUGUGUGAUCUUGGAGAGAGCAUCAAUUUGAUGUCGCUAUCUGUGUUUAGACAUUUGGGGUUGGGUGAUCCGCGUCCAACCACGGUGAUUUUGCAAUUGGCUGAUCGCUACCUUGCUCAUCCUGAAGGUGUAAUUGAAGAUGUGUUAGUUCAAGUGGAUUCUUUCAUAUUCCCUGCCGAUUUCAUUAUCUUAAGCCUGAUCAGGAACUCCCAUUUAUUUUGGGGCGUCCAUUCUUAG
Molecule: messenger RNA, 783 nt
Organism: Nicotiana attenuata
Lineage: Eukaryota; Viridiplantae; Streptophyta; Magnoliopsida; Solanales; Solanaceae
Exons: 2
Coding region: 1-783 (260 amino acids)
Source: RefSeq, a predicted model, not a curated record